Molecule: messenger RNA, 1023 nt
Organism: Cryptomeria japonica (Japanese cedar)
Lineage: Eukaryota; Viridiplantae; Streptophyta; Pinopsida; Cupressales; Cupressaceae
Exons: 2
Coding region: 1-1023 (340 amino acids)
Source: RefSeq, a predicted model, not a curated record
AUGCAAGGAGGAAAGCAUACUCGAUCUUUCAUGAAAAAACAUCCUCGUGAAACAUUGCAGGAAGGAUUACCUGAACAGUCAAGAAGGGGUCAUAAAAGGUCAGUGUUGCAUGAGUCGUCGAAUGCUGCUUGGGUCCAGAAAAACAAUAAUAUGGGUAAGAUAUCUAAAAGACAUGUCUAUGCUAGAUCAAAUUCUUCUUCAAGAGAAUCUGAACAUGAUGUUUUUGGUUUCCAUUCUGGUUUGUUUGGAAAUGUAGAAGAUAUUAAUGUUUUAAAUCAAGUCAAUAUAUCAAACUCAAAAGAAGUUUUCCCCAAUGAAGAUAAGAUAUCCCAAGAGAUAGAGGACCUAAAUACAAAAGUCCAUCAUCUUAUCUCUUUGAGAACCCAAAAAGAAGCCAAUAAAGAGAGAGAAGUUAAAGCCAAAUUGAUGGAAAGAGACAGGCUUUUGAGACAGAUUGCAGAUCUUGAGGUCCUUGCUCAAGAAAAGGCAAAGAGUGAGGAUGAAGGUCUCGUGAUCAGGGAAAUUCUAGUCCCUAAGGCCAAACCAGCAUGUAAUUCAGUAACCCAACCAAAUAGGGAGGUUUUUAGUGACCCACAGCCUAUCAGAAAUGAGGUUGAUAAAGGGAAGCAUAAAUGCAUGGAAGAUGAGUCAGGAUCUAAAACUAUAGUGGAAAUCUCUCAUAAAUUAUUAGCACAUGAAAGGGAGAUGGAAAGAAUGAGGAAAGAAAAAGAAGACUUACAAAUGGAAUUGGAGAAAGCUGAGUUAGAGGCUGCUAACCAAGAGGUUACAAGAAAAAUUGGCUAUCUAAAAGCUCCACCCAUUAUGUUUCCAUUAGAAGGUCUGAAUAAACCUAUACCUCAGCAAGUUUCCCUCCCUCCUGUUAAAAUCCAACCAACAUUGCCUAUUAAUAUAGAAACAGUUAGUCAAGCCCCUAUUAUUAAUCACAAUAACCAGAUCUCUCAACCUCAAGCCCCCAAUAUAAAAAUGAACAUGGGUAAUAAUAAUGUCGUUAACCCAUUCUAG